This is a messenger RNA of Chondrus crispus (carragheen), 417 nucleotides long. RefSeq lists its product as hypothetical. The record is from RefSeq and is a predicted model, not a curated record. Lineage: Eukaryota; Rhodophyta; Florideophyceae; Gigartinales; Gigartinaceae. The coding region runs from base 1 to 417 and encodes 138 amino acids. Gene Ontology annotation, molecular function: copper ion transmembrane transporter activity. Gene Ontology annotation, cellular component: membrane. The transcript has a single exon. Gene Ontology annotation, biological process: copper ion transmembrane transport.
AUGUUUCUCUCUACCGGCACCAAGCAUUUUACGGUUCUCUUUGAGGGGGCCGACGUCCACACCACCGGCGCCUUCAUCGGCGCCCUCUUUGCUUCCUUUGCAUUCGCCAUCAUUGUCACCCUUACCUCCCAGCUCAUCCGUGCCUACGAACACCGCGUCCUGGCCAAGACCCCGCCUUCGUAUGUCAAGUCGAUUCUCGCCGCCGUCGGCCAUGGCAGCAGACAGCUCCUACAUUACGUCGCCAUGCUUAUCGUCAUGACCAUGAACGUCUGGAUUAUUCUUGCCGUUGUCGCCGGCCACGCACUUGGCUGGUUGGUCUACGCCAUCUUCCUCAACGCUAAGGUGUCGGCCUGGCUGCAGUCCAAGAAUGAAGGAGACGUGGACCUGCCUAACAAGGACGUCGGAUGCGACUGCUGA